AAAGCGCGAGCAGGCCGCUCGUCCUUCUUUUCCUGUAAAAGCGUAGUGAGGUUGCAUCGUACGCUUCCUGACUCACCGCUGUUCGCGUUUAAGCCGUUGCUACGAAUAAGUCGGUCAGGAAAUAAUAACCAUGGCAUUUAAAGACACCGGCAAAGCUCCUGUGGAGGCUGAGGUGGCCAUUCACCGCAUCCGCAUCACCCUGACCAGCCGUAACGUCAAGUCUCUGGAGAAGGUGUGCGCUGAUUUGAUCCGUGGUGCCAAGGAGAAGAGUCUGAAGGUGAAGGGACCUGUGAGGAUGCCCACUAAGACUCUGCGCAUCACAACCCGUAAGACACCUUGUGGUGAAGGUUCCAAGACCUGGGACAGAUUCCAGAUGCGUAUUCAUAAGCGCCUCAUUGACCUGCACAGCCCAUCUGAGAUCGUGAAGCAGAUCACCAGCAUCAGCAUCGAGCCGGGUGUAGAGGUUGAGGUCACCAUUGCAGAUGCUUAAACCCUGUCAGCCACAUACAACUGCUGUGUAAUUGCUGUUUGCGCAAUAAACGUGAAGAAUUUUGGAAA
Messenger RNA from Triplophysa rosa, 558 nucleotides. RefSeq names its product ribosomal protein S20 (gene rps20). The transcript is spliced from 4 exons. The record is from RefSeq and is a predicted model, not a curated record. Gene Ontology annotation, molecular function: RNA binding; structural constituent of ribosome. Gene Ontology annotation, cellular component: ribosome; cytosolic small ribosomal subunit. Gene Ontology annotation, biological process: translation. NCBI's taxonomy places the organism in Eukaryota, Metazoa, Chordata, Actinopteri, Cypriniformes, Nemacheilidae. Bases 131 to 490 code for a protein of 119 amino acids.